Molecule: messenger RNA, 1890 nt
Organism: Aspergillus puulaauensis
Lineage: Eukaryota; Fungi; Ascomycota; Eurotiomycetes; Eurotiales; Aspergillaceae
Gene: TOP3
Product: DNA topoisomerase 3
Exons: 7
Coding region: 1-1890 (629 amino acids)
Biological process (GO): DNA topological change
Cellular component (GO): nucleus
Molecular function (GO): DNA binding; DNA topoisomerase type I (single strand cut, ATP-independent) activity
Source: RefSeq, a predicted model, not a curated record
AUGGCCGUUACGAAAGUCUUGUGCGUGGCAGAAAAGCCUGCAAUUGCCAAGGCUGUCGCUCUGCACCUGUCUGGAGGUACGAUGCAAACUUUUCAUAUUCCUGGAAACCAGUAUGUGAAGAACUAUGUGUUCGAUUUCAAUUUCGGUGGUCAGUUGGGCGACUGUGCUGUCACCAUGACCAGCGUCCUAGGGCACUUGACAAGCUUGGAAUUUGAGCGCCAGUACAUGGGCUGGACAUCUUGUCCGCCGGCGACGCUGUUUGAAGCCCCUGUUCAUAUAGCUGUGGAUGAUGAUAAAAAAUCAAUCGCAGAGAACAUCAGGACGCAAGCUAGAUUUAAUAAGUAUUUGGUCAUUUGGACCGAUUGUGAUCGAGAAGGAGAGCAUAUUGGCACAGAGGUGCGUGAUCAGGCGAAGGAAGGCAACCAGCAGAUCAUGGUCAGACGGGCCAAGUUCAACAAUACUGAGCGAGCUCAUGUUCUAAGUGCUGCAAGGUCCCUUAUUGAUCUUGAUGAGCGUCAGGCUAGCGCAGUAGCUGCGAGGAUAGAGCUCGAUCUCCGCAUUGGAGCUGCAUUUACUCGUCUUCUUACCCUCCAACUACAGAACCUCCAUGAGAGUCUGGCACAGCAUGUCAUAAGUUAUGGGUCCUGUCAAUUCCCAACUCUAGGGUUCGUGGUUGAUAGAUAUCUGCGCGUGAAACGAUUCAAGCCGGAGACUUUUUGGGGAAUCAAGGUCAUGCAUAUCCGAGAUGAUAUCAAGGUGAACUUUCUUUGGAAUAGAGUCCAUCUUUUUGACCGAGCCGCUGUGGUUAUGAUGCUCGAGCGCUGUUUGAAGGCAAAACAGGCCAAGGUCACCAAGGUGAAUCAGAAGCCGACGAGCAAAUGGAGGCCUUUGCCAUUGACAACGGUGGACCUGCAAAUGAUGGGUACAAGAUACCUGCACAUGGACAGUUCAAAAGUCAUGAAGGCAGCAGAAAAUCUAUAUACUAGAGGUUUCAUCAGUUAUCCCCGUACAGAAACCGAUCAGUUCGAUAAGGGGAUCGACCUAAAGAAACUAGUUGAGAAACAACUUGCAGACCCGAACUGGGGACAAUAUGCUCAAGGUCUUCUGAGUGGCAAUUUCAGGACUCCUCGAGCUGGUCGACACAAUGACCAAGCACAUCCGCCUAUACACCCUGUUUGCUGGGUUAACCCCACCGUAUUAAACGCUGAUGAGAAAAAGGUGUACGAGUUUGUUGCCCGACGCUUUCUCGCCUGUUGUUCCGAUGACGCGAAAGGACAGUCAACCGAUGUUGAAGUUCAAUAUGGAGACGAACUGUUCCACGCCAGAGGAUUGAUUGUAUUGGAGAGGAAUUAUCUCGACGUUUAUGUCUAUGACAAGUGGGAAAGCACCCAGCAGCUACCCAAUUACCGAGUCGGCGAGCUAUUCGAACCUACAGAAGCCAACAUUUUCGACGGCAAAACAACACCUCCAAACUAUUUGACAGAACCGGAGCUUAUUGGGCUCAUGGAUGCCAAUGGCAUCGGCACGGAUGCUACUAUGGCUGAGCAUAUCGAGAGAAUAAAGAAACGGUUCUACAUCGGCGUCCAUGCGCGCGGCGGCGGCCGAAACGCCGCCAAAGUACUUAUUCCCACUCGUCUGGGCAUCGCCUUAAUCCUCGGCUAUGAUGAUGUCUUCGCCGGUCUCGCAGAAAGUCCAUCCCUAAGCAAGCCCUUUCUGCGAAAGCAGAUGGAGCUGGAAAUGCGGGAUGUUUGCGCUGGGACUAGGUUUCGGGCGCAUGUGGUCCAGCAAAAUCUGGACAUGUACCGGGAAUUAUUCAUUCACACUCAAAUGAGAAUGAAUAUGCUCAAAUCUGCAUUUCGGAGAUAUAUCGUUGAAGAGGCCAAUGUGUGA